AUGAUAGCAGUUGCCCCCAGCCGCAGCUGGUUUAAAGGAAAACCAGGAGACCUGAUCGAGAUCUUCUGUUGGGGCUAUCAUCACUGGGCCGUCUACAUCGGAGAGAAUGAAGUGGUUCAUUUAGUUAAUGAGGGUGGUCAGUCAUCUGGCUGGUUCAAGAAUCUGAGCAGAAGCACUGGAAAGGUGAAGCGUGAGAAGCUUGCCAAUCUGCUCGGCCUGAAAGGUUACCGCGUCAACAAUCUGCUGGAUGAAGAGUACGAUGCUCGUGAUCCUUCCAUCAUAGUGAAGGAGGCCUAUGCGAUGGUGGGCCGCGAGCUACAGUACAACGUUGACACUUACAACUGUGAGCACUUUGCUAACGAGAUGCGAUACGGCAAGGCAGAGUCCCGACAGGUGUGUAUCUAA
This is a messenger RNA of Limanda limanda (common dab), 405 nucleotides long. Its product is annotated as phospholipase A and acyltransferase 4-like. Gene Ontology annotation, biological process: N-acylphosphatidylethanolamine metabolic process. Gene Ontology annotation, molecular function: A2-type glycerophospholipase activity; glycerophospholipid phospholipase A1 activity. NCBI's taxonomy places the organism in Eukaryota, Metazoa, Chordata, Actinopteri, Pleuronectiformes, Pleuronectidae. The record is from RefSeq and is a predicted model, not a curated record. The transcript has 3 exons. Bases 1 to 405 code for a protein of 134 amino acids. Gene Ontology annotation, cellular component: cytoplasm.